Messenger RNA from Suillus paluster, 2095 nucleotides. Its product is annotated as heat shock cognate 70. The transcript is spliced from 6 exons. Gene Ontology annotation, biological process: cellular response to unfolded protein; protein refolding. The coding region runs from base 61 to 1890 and encodes 609 amino acids. Lineage: Eukaryota; Fungi; Basidiomycota; Agaricomycetes; Boletales; Suillaceae. The record is from RefSeq and is a predicted model, not a curated record. Gene Ontology annotation, cellular component: cytoplasm. Gene Ontology annotation, molecular function: ATP hydrolysis activity; heat shock protein binding; ATP binding.
GAUAGUACUUGCGCAGUGGUGAGUCUGUGACAUUACCACCAGCGUAUUCUCCUUAUAUCAAUGAUCACAGCUCUUGGUAUUGAUCUCGGAACGUCAAGUUGUUGUGUUGGGGUGUGGAACAAUGAUCAUGUCGAGAUCAUAGCGAACGAACACGGGAAUCGUACUACCCCAUGUUAUGUGUCCAUGGUUGCCAGUAAGUGCUUGAUCGGAGAACAAGCAAAAAGCCGAGUACCUUCUCACCCCUCCAACACUAUCUUCAAUGUCAAGCGGUUCAUCGGCAGGAAAUUUAACGACCUUGAGGUUCAAUCAGUCAUGAAAUACUACCCGUACGAUCUAAUCAACAAGGAAGGACGGCCAUACAUCAGCGUUGAUCUUCAUCAAGGACAACAAGAUUUCUCUGCAGAAGAAAUAUCAUCAAUGAUCCUGACCAAAAUGAAGGGUCUAGGAGAAUCGCACCUGGGCGCACCAUGUACAAAUGCUGUCAUUAAUGUUCCGGCUUACUUUACCGAUGCGCAACGGCGAGCUACCCUGAACGCAGCGAGACGGGCGGGCCUCGGGGUUUUGCGAUUGCUUAACGACUCCACUGCUGUGGCAAUCGCCCAUACACUCGCCAAUGAUAGCAAAGAAGAUAUUUACAAAAUCCUUGUUGUUGACCUUGGAGCAGGCGCACUGGACGUAACGUUAUUCGACAUCGACGAGAGAAUCUCCGAGGUGAAAACGGUGGCAGGAGAUUGUCACUUGGGCGGUGAAGACUUCGACGACCGUCUUGUCUUCCAUUUCGUCCAAGAAUUUAGGAGUCAGCACAACAAAGACAUAUCUUCUGACCCUCGGGCUCUUUGGCGGCUACGUGCGGAAUGCGAGUGUGCCAAACGCGCACUAAGCUCCGCUACCCGAGCUGACAUUGCGGUUGAACGCCUUCAUGACGGAAUCGAUUUCUAUUCGUCAAUCACACGCGUUCAGUUCGAGGCCCUGUGCAGCGAUCUUUUCCAGAGAAUGCUUGAUCAGAUUCAGAAGGCGCUUCGAAAUAUGGGCGAGGAUUCGACGCCUGUGGCAGAAAUCGUCUUGGUCGGUGGAUCGACUCGCAUUCCCCGCAUCCAAACUAUGAUAUCUGAGAUAUUUGGUGGCAAACUGCCUAUCAAAAGCCUUAAUCCUGAGGCUGUUGCAACUGGGGCUGCAGUCAUGGCUGCCAUACUUAGUGGAGAUCUAUCACCAAGACUCGACGGAGUUUUAGCGCUAGAUGUCGCGUCGUUGUCUCUGGGUAUCCAAACGGCUGGCGGAGUCAUGACGCGUUUCAUUAACAGCUCUGUCACAAUUCCUACCCUGAAGUCGCAGACAAUCACGACUUACGCCGAUAACCAGUCGACUCUUAUCUUCCGAGUAUUUGAAGGAGAUAAAGAGCAGGCCAAAGACAACAAUCUCCUUGGAAUUUUCGAGCUUUCCGAAAUCCCACCUGCUCCCCGCGGCGUUCCUCAGAUUCGGGUCACAUUUGAUAUUGAUGCAAACAACAUCCUCAGUGUCAUUGCCCACGAUCAGAACACAGGAAGGACGGAAGCGGUGACCGUUAGCGAGCGUCUUGAAUCGUCUCGUAAUCCCGACGACAUCAAGUCAAAUUAUUCCUACCAACCGUACAUGGCUGAAGAUGCACUCACUGGAGCGAAAAAAACACUCGAGUGGUAUACAUCAAAUGUUCGCUCACUGAUCUCCGAAGACAAGCUUCCUGGGACUCUGAAAGCUUCUGAAAAAGCAAGUCUGGAGUUCGUUGUCAAACAAGCGGAAGAGCUUUUGAGUAUCACUAAUACGGAGGAUGUUGAGCAGUAUACGAAGAUGCAGCGGAUCUUGGAGACGACUUCUUUGUCCAUCUUGCGCAAGCAUGGUAGCACCCCGAAUUGAGAUUAUUGGUUUGUCACAGACCGAUUACCUGAAUGCCUAUGACAUGACCACAAGCUUCGGACUGCCGGACACCAGAGCGUGGUGACAGCAUCGAUGAUUGUUAUGUCAACAAGCCUACAGUAGUAGAUGUUAAUUCGGACCGCAUCCAGAAUGUGUCCCCACAUUACUGCCUAUUCACUGGUCGUAUCACAGGAGCAGUAUGUAU